Molecule: messenger RNA, 3156 nt
Organism: Pecten maximus
Lineage: Eukaryota; Metazoa; Mollusca; Bivalvia; Pectinida; Pectinidae
Product: CAAX prenyl protease 1 homolog
Exons: 10
Coding region: 46-1455 (469 amino acids)
Biological process (GO): CAAX-box protein processing
Cellular component (GO): endoplasmic reticulum membrane
Molecular function (GO): metalloendopeptidase activity
Source: RefSeq, a predicted model, not a curated record
GAUCUGACGCAGACAGAUGAUUACAAAGCCGGCAUUUGUAGCAACAUGGAGCUUUCUGAGACCUCAAUAUUUGUAGCUGUUCUCGGGUUUCAGUGGAUUGUGUACGUGUGGGAAUCAUAUUUAUCAUCGAGACAGAGAUUUCUAGCUCGGACCGUGGAGACGGUACCAGAUACACUAAAACAUGUGUUGGAUCAAGAGACUUUUACCAAAGCACGUCUUUAUCAGCUGGACAAAAGUACCUUUGGCUUCUGGCAGGGAUUAUAUUCUCAGUUAGAAUCAACACUUAUUUUGAUUUUUGGUGGGUUUCCAUUUAUAUGGUGGUAUGCUGGAGAGAUAACAAGUAGAUUUGAAUAUGGACCUGAAUAUGAGAUCCUCCAGUCUUUAGUUUUCCUAUUCCUCACCAGCAUAUUUUCCACAGUUACCUCCCUUCCAUGGACAGUGUACUCUACAUUUGUGUUGGAGGAAAAGCAUGGAUUCAACAAACAGACACCUGGGUUUUUUGUUAAGGAUCAGGUAAAAAAGUUUAUUGUGAUGCAGUGUAUCUCCCUACCAAUUGUCUCUGGGCUGAUCUACAUUAUCCAGAUCGGUGGUGACUAUUUCUUCAUCUACACAUGGCUCUUUACCUUUGUGGUGUCUUUGCUGCUGAUCACCAUCUAUGCUGACUAUAUUGCUCCCCUUUUUGAUAAGUUUACCCCCCUGCCUGAGGGACAACUCCGAACUAGGAUUGAAGCCUUAGCUGCCAGCAUUGACUUCCCUUUGACAAAGCUCUUUGUUGUGGAAGGCUCAAAGCGAUCAGCCCACAGUAAUGCCUACUUCUACGGAUUCUUCAAGAAUAAGAGAAUUGUUCUGUUUGAUACUUUGAUAGAAGACUACAAACCUCCAGGCGAGGAGAAAGAGGAUUCAGAACAAAAAGACAAAUCACAGGAGGAAUCUGAAGAACCUGCUAAUGUUGAAGAAAAGAAAACAGACAAAGAAGAAAAAAAAGAAAAGCACAAGAAGCAGGGCUGUACCGAUGAUGAGAUCCUAGCUGUACUUGCUCAUGAGUUGGGUCACUGGAAACUGAAUCAUAACCUGAAUAAUUUGGUGAUCAGUCAGGUGAACACAUUUUUGUGUUUUAUGAUAUUUGCCUUCCUCAUUAAGGAGACUAUAUUGUAUUCAGCCUUUGGAUUUAACACUCAGCCAAUCCUGAUUGGGAUGCUCAUCAUAUUCCAAUUCAUCUUCUCUCCCUAUCAUGAGGUUUUAUCCUUCUGUAUGACAGUCCUCAGUCGUAAAUUUGAAUUUGAAGCUGAUGCAUUUAGUAAGAAAAUGAACAAGGCUGCGGAUUUAAAAUCCUCCCUUAUAAAACUAAACAAGGACAAUCUGGGUUUCCCUGUUGUGGAUUGGCUGUAUUCUACAUGGAGCUACUCACAUCCCCCACUGCUGGAAAGAUUAAAGGCUCUGGAUAAAACAGACUAAAACUACAACCAGGAUACGAUACAUGCUUGCUGUCAAAAUAAUGUCAGAAUUUGACAUGCAAAUUGAAAGUGCUUAAACCCGACUUUCCUUUUGAUUGCUUAUAUGUAUAAUAUUUGACAUUUUUUAAUUAUCAUUUUCGGUGGAGAACUAAUUAUAUUUGAUUACAUGUACUUAAAUGUACUUAUUUAUGGAUGUUGUUAUUUUUGCACUGGAUGAUGUUUUCAUGAUCAUACCAUUAGGUUAAUUGAUGAAGUGCAUGGUGUCAAAUUUUACCAAAAGAUUAAAGUGGUUGAUCAUAAGUUGAAAUCUUUAGAUAAUUCUGCUUGUUAUUAUAACUAUUUCUCACAGCUUAGAACUUGAGAACUUCUUAAAUUCUGCAAUUCCUUUGUAAUGGGUGUCUGCAAAAUAAUAUACCGGACUCUAUGAAUAUGUUGUUCACUUAGUUUUGGAAUGACAUUGUUUGAUUUUUAUAUGACUUUACGUCUUUUUCGUAAUACUUUAUAACUUGUUACUGUUCACUUUUGUCCAUUCCAGAUAUACUGGAUAUUUGACAGUUCAUUAAUUUCUUUUUCAUUUUUGUUUGAACCACCUGGAAGUUAUUCAUCUUAAGGGUGCACGUACCAUGCAAUUAUGCCUUAUCUUAGUUUCCGAGAUCUACAACAGGUCAUGUCAGAUAUGUCAUGGUAAAUUCUCCGCAGUUACUAUCAACCAGAUGUUUAGUUAAAACCAUUCUGCAUGCUUUUGACCUUAUCAUACCAGAUUUGUUCAAGACAAUAUUUACCAAUAAGAUGAUUUUUUUACUGUAUCUCUUGAAGGCGAUUCUAUCUAAAUGUGAUGCUUUAUAAUGCAGUGCAUGCAAUAUCUUGUGCAAAUUGUAAAACUUUUCUACCUCUGCGAUUAAAACAUAAUGAUUACGGGCCCAAAUGUUCAAUUGUCUUACUUGUGUUCAACAUUGACCGGAGUAAAUCGUAUGAGAAUCAGUUAUAACACAGGGGUUUAGAUUGUUCUAGCUCAACACUAUCAGGUGGUUUAUAGUCUUGGCACAAGAUUUUGUUCCUUGAUAUCCGUCUUGUCAUUUGAAUGCUAAGUCCAUGGCAAAGAAUGUGUACAUACAGCAGGAACAGAAGUCUCAAAUGCAGCACUUAUAAUUUCUUGUGUGCUGAAACAAAUAUUUAAUAUAUACUUAAUGAUACAAUUGAACAAUUAUUUGUUAUAAUUAGAUCUCAUCAAAAGAAAUAAUAUAUGACACAAAACCUAUAUCUCUGGUAUAAUUUCUUUUUCACAGGAAUUUGUACAUACCUAUUCCGUGCCAACUGGAAAUUAGAUCAUGUGAAAAAAAUAGUUUUGCUAAGUAACAUAAUAUAGAUAUACAUUUUGUAUAUCAUUUAUAACUGAUUUAUUGCUCUAGAUGGUCUGUAAUUGAGGGACCAGUUUCUUGAUGUGAUUAAAUUAUGAUUUGGGUGUGAAUGCAAUUUUUUAAAUGUAUUGUUCAACAAUUUUACUUACACAUUCUCUUUGUGUGCUUCUUAACAAGAUAUUACCACAAACGAUGUUAAUCAAAAUAUUUACCCCAAAAGAAUGAUUAAGUGGAGACAUUCAGAAUUCAGCUAUUGAUGUAGAGUAAUAUUUUGUUGUCAAUCCUAUUGUAUAGAAAUGCUAGCAAAAGAGCAGAAAUAAAGGAGCGCUGUGACAGAAACCUUA